Messenger RNA from Staurois parvus, 2115 nucleotides. The record is from the annotation of a GenBank genome assembly. Lineage: Eukaryota; Metazoa; Chordata; Amphibia; Anura; Ranidae.
AUGUUUGCUGACAAGAACGACAGGUCCUCCCCGGGACUCGGGGCCUUGCUAGGCCGCUUUCUGCGCGGCUUGCACCCCUAUCGGCUUUUUGAGCGGGUGGGAGCUGCAUGGUCGUAUCUGAUGGGUCCCUGGGAAGCAUCGUCCUUCCUCCCUUCCGGCUGGUUGAUUCACAGGUCCGUGCGGUCUGGUGAGUUGCCCGAGGUGCUUGAAGCUCUGGGCUUGCGCUCCGGUUCUUGGGAGGAGCUGGGAGAGUGCUUUGACGAGCUGGGGCCCUUGAAGGAGCUCCUUGCGCCUGAGGUCGGAGUUGAUCUGGACCUUCUGAAAUCGUGGAAAGGUGUCUCUGCUGGUAAAGAUGAGGACUCCGCAUUCAAGGAACUGUCCGCCUGGCAAAAGGUGUUCUGGGAGCAAGGACUGACCUGGAAUGAUGGUGCAGAUCCAAACCAAGAAGAGUGCCAUAAAACUGCCUCUGCCAGUCAUACUUUCUCUUCGGCUGACCAGACGCUUACUAACGACCAUGAACCCUACAAAGUGGCACCUGAGAAAAGUGGAGCCCUGCCACAGCCUUCCUCCCUUGGUAUAAUAUCCUGUAUCUUAAAUGUAAGGGCAGGUGGGGUGCUCCCUGGGUUCCAAUGGAAAGAUGAGCAAAGUGGAGAUGCCACUGUGGACAACCCAAGUCAGAGUGAGUUUGAGAUUCAGCAUAUUCGGAACAAGAGACUUCGAUUUCUGCAGCAGAACAAGACGCAAGAGGAUGUCGCUUCUGAUGUCAAGCAAGAAGCUAGUGAAAUGGAACAGAGUGACAAUAUAGUGCCCAAACUCCCCGAUCCUAUGCACUUCUCAUCGCCUAACCAGACUGAUUCUACUUUCAAUUUAGAUUUGUCUGUAUCCAAAAGUCUUGAAGGCCAAAGUAAAAAAAUGAAUGACCAAUGUGAGCAGCUAUCAGAUAUUAGCUUGAUACAGGAAGAUGCUCUGGAGUUUCUAGAAAUGAAUGUGAAGCAUCGUUCCUGUUACCCUCAACCAGUUGUGGUUCAGGAAGUGGGCAAGUCAGACAACCUCCAGCAUGUAUGUCCUUCCAGUCCUGAUAAGGACCAAGGAUAUCACAGUCUGGAAUAUUGGCAGUGCUCGCCUCUUCCACAAAAUCUUACCACUGUAAAUUCUGAAGCACCUGUAGCCUGUGACUUAGACAGGGAGUCUGUAUUAUUAGCCUUGCCAACAGGGCUGUCAGCUUGUCCAGAUGACCAAAACAAUGAAGACCUGGACUCUGAUUUGCAAGAUGAAAUUCCGAUUUCUUCAGUUACCUUUUGCACAAAUAAACACAUUGGCUAUAUUUUGGGAACAGUCGUAAGCGAUGAUGAUACAAGUCCAUCAAGCAGCGAUGAAUGGGAGGACGAGGAGGAGGAUAAUGAUGAUGGAUUUGACAGUGAAGGAUCAAUGUCCUCCACAGACAGUGAAAAUUCUGUCCCUGAAGAUGUGCUGUGGAAUUCCUUUUGUUCUGCUGACCCUUACAACCUUCAGAAUUUCACAGCUUCUUUACAAACUGGUGUUACAAGUGGAGGCAACUCACUUUCUCUGGAAACGGAGAAUCAACAUCAGUCUGAUGAAGAAUUGUGGCCUGAUAGUAAUGCAGAUUCAGACAGUGAGAGUGACUGUAGUGCUGAUGGACAGGAAAAUCUAAGACUUUGGAAUGCAUUUUUGAAAUCGGAUGACCCUUACAACCCCCUUUACUUUACAGCCCCUGUGCAAACAUCAGAUAAAAAAAGACAGAGUAGUGAAAUUGCUAACACAUAUUCAGAGACUGUUUGUAGACCCCUUCCAAGUCACAAAGGAACUUUAGAUACACUUCAAGCGUAUGGCCUCCAGCAUCUACAGUUUAAAGAAACAUACAACGUGGAAGAGAGUGCCAAUCUUCGACAUAAAAAGGUUACCUUCCAUGAAAAAGUCACCAUUCACUAUGUGUGCGGUGAAGAAGAACGGAAAGGUCACUGGGAGGAGCUUGCCCGGGACCACUGCCGUUUUCAGCGUCGUAUAAAGGAAACAGAAUUUGUUAUUGGACAUUGCUUGACACCUGAUCACAGACAAAGGGCAUGGGAGAGAAUGCAAGGACCAUGGAGCAGCUAG